AUGGCUAUUCCCCACAUACUUGGGCUCCCCAUGGAGCUUAUCUACCUGAUUUUCCAGGAGUUUUCGCCAAAAGAGGUGGUACCCUUUGCCCAAACAUCACAAACCGCUCUCGCUCUCUCCCUAUCGAUCGUUGACCUGGGAGAGGUGUUCAAAUGGGCCUGUGAAGACAAUAAUGAGCAAGCGAUGAAUUUUGUCCUCCCUAGUAUUCUGCAUGCAAUGGAGAAAGAUCCGGGUAUGGUAUUCGACGCCCUGGCGAACGCCUGCAGAUGCCGCAAGGUUAAGGCUGUACAGCUCUUAAUUAAAGCCGGUGUCCCUGUCGAGCUGCCAAGAGGGCUCUCUCGGUACAGUUUGGGGCCGCGGUUUUAUAACACGCCUCUUGGUUGCGCCAUGAGAGACCCCGAUCCCGAAGUUCUGGAUCUACUUCUCGACCUCGGUGUCAAUAUCAGCACCGCUGUAAUCCAUUAUUCGGACCCACUAGCUCCAUAUAUACCAAACCCAGCCCCACUGCACCAUGCAGUAAUGCAUGGAUUUAUACAACUGGUUCGUAUCCUCUUGGCUCGCGGUGUCGACGCAAAUCAGCACGAUCGGUUCCACAGAUCCAUGUUGUCACUGGCCGCCGACUACGGCCACGUCGAGAUAGUCAAGCUCUUGCUUUCUCGCGGUGCUGAUGUCCAGUCAACUGAUUACAAGGGCAGGGCCGCUUUAUCAUACGCCACGGAUCGGGGGUAUCUGGCCAUUGUUCAUCUUUUACUAGACGCCGGGGCCCAGAUUAAUGCUGCCGACAAAAACGGCUGUACACCGUUGAUGCGCGCCGUCUUGAAAAACCACGAUGGGCUUGUGAGACAGCUCGUGCAGCGCGGAGCAGACAUCCACAUGGAAAACAAGCGUGGCCGCACUGCGCUAUCCCUCGCAGCAAGUCCAAACCUUGCCCAGAUAGUGCAGUAUCUUGCGAGCCGGGGGGCGGAUGCAAAUCAUGUCUCUCGGAGCGGGCGAAGUCCCAUGUGCUAUGCGGAGGAAAGAAAGAGGAAAGAAGCAAUCAAGGCUCUCGAGGCAGCGGGCUGUCGACGAACCCGCUGUUGGAGAUGGCGUGGCCGUCACCAGGAGCAUUUAUGGAAUUGCAACUCUGAUGCCGACGACGCAAACUAA
This is a messenger RNA of Aspergillus puulaauensis, 1146 nucleotides long. RefSeq names its product ankyrin repeat domain-containing protein. Bases 1 to 1146 code for a protein of 381 amino acids. Gene Ontology annotation, molecular function: protein binding. The record is from RefSeq and is a predicted model, not a curated record. NCBI's taxonomy places the organism in Eukaryota, Fungi, Ascomycota, Eurotiomycetes, Eurotiales, Aspergillaceae. Gene Ontology annotation, cellular component: cytoplasm; nucleus. The transcript has a single exon.